GACCCGUAGUCGUUGGGCCACAGACGUACUGGAACAGCGGGCGCAGCAUUCGCGAGGGCGCCAUCCAGCCGAGGCAUGCCAUAAAGUGGAGCGAGUCCGAACGUGUCUUCCACAAGCCACCACCACAUCCCGGCCCUGGGAACUAUGACUUGAAGAGGUCCAUCGGUAGCGUCUCGGCGCCGAGCUUCCCGAAGGCGCAGCGAUGGGCAAGGAUACCCAAGAG
Molecule: messenger RNA, 223 nt
Organism: Symbiodinium necroappetens
Lineage: Eukaryota; Dinophyceae; Suessiales; Symbiodiniaceae
Source: the annotation of a GenBank genome assembly